This is a messenger RNA of Paramuricea clavata, 730 nucleotides long. The record is from the annotation of a GenBank genome assembly. Lineage: Eukaryota; Metazoa; Cnidaria; Anthozoa; Malacalcyonacea; Plexauridae.
UCCAAUUUCCACAUCCGAAGACCUGUUCUUUGCCCAUUUUGAUGAAAACCAUAGCCAACUGGAGCCUGUUCCAGAAUUCUUUUUAGACGAGACUACCUCACCAUUCGAAAACCCUGUUCUUGCUGAAUUGCAGCCAGCAUACAAUUUUGGUCAACCGCAACUGCCAACGGAAAUGCAAGCACCAAAUGGAUUGGAACAGGAGCUAUUGACCGAAUUGCACCCGCUUGAUAGGCCAACUACUCCAACAAUUGAGUCAGAGAUGAGUGAUAAUGAGGGUCAAGUUAUUGCUGAAAAUACUAAUGAAGUUACUGUAGAAUACGAAUCUGAAGAAGAUAAUGGCCAAAACGACCAACCAGAAAUUGUGGUACCUCAAAAGAAGAAACGAAAUCGAAUUGCUGACCCACAAGCAUGGAAACGUAACGUAGAUAAAGCAAAAAGAAUGCGGGGUGAAGAAUACAAUGGAAUAGUUUAUUCAAGAGAAAAAGGAAAAACAAAAGAGGUCCCAAAAAAUGCGAUAAAUCUUGGUGCAAGAUGCGGAGGGAAAAUUUGUGAUAUGCAAGAUAGCAAAACGGUUCGAUGCUCCAGGAUUUCAGAUGAAUCACGGCAGAAGCUAUUUGAUAUGUUUUGGAAAGAAUUGGAUUGGGAUCAGCGUCGUAUCUAUGUAUGCUCGAUGGUAGAUAUUGUUCCAAAGAAAGAAACGAAGAAAGGUGAAGGGCAAGAAAGUCGAUGA